GAGCCGGCAACGGGCAGCUCUUCAGUUGGAUUUUAGAACAUCGAACGGGCGGGCGUGUGUAGGAUGGAUCGCUAGCAACACCAGUAGUUUUUUUCAUUCCGCCUUCUAGCAGUGUUUGUUUAUUACCUUCCGGCACACUUUCCGUAAAUCCUUCUCGACAGUGGUGCUCGUAAUUUCUUUAGUUUAGGCGUUUUAGGUUUUUAUCUUGUCUUAAAGCGCCGUUCCGAUUUCACGUCGAGAAGGCAGCCGCACAAGUUUGAAAGCGGCCUUUUGAGAGUAGUAACACCUACUCGCAAUUUUGUUAUAAUUUAACAACUUAUCAGAAAACAGAUCAGAAUGGUUAAGAAAAUAUCAGAAGAGAGUGUAGAUAGCGGCGUUGGCAGAGGCAGUAGCCAGUCGGGGAGCGAGCGCGAGUCAGAUGAGAUCCCGCGAGGGCCAGAGGCGUCAGCGCCGGUGCCCAUCCCCGACAGCGAGGACCUGCAGCGGCGUAAGGAGGAAGCGCGCAGGAAACGCCGCAGGAAGAAGCGCUCCGGCAGCUCGGUGGUCACAUCAUGUUUCCAAGACCUUUACAAGCUAACAGGCGAGGUUCUGGGCGAAGGCGCGUACGCCUCGGUUCAAACUUGCGUCAACAUAUACACGGGGCAGGAGUUUGCAGUGAAGAUCAUCGACAAGGUACCGGGUCACGCCCGCGCCCGGGUGUUCCGCGAGGUGGAGACAUUCCACUACUGCCAGGGACACCCGAACAUAAUCCAGCUCAUUGAAUUCUUUGAGGACACAGACAAGUUUUACCUUGUCUUCGAGAAGAUCAACGGCGGUCAACUCCUGUCUAGGAUACAGGAGCAUCAGUACUUCUCAGAGCCGCAAGCGGCGGAGAUUGUUCGGGAGAUAGCGAACGCACUCCACUUCCUUCACGGCAAGGGCGUGGCUCACCGCGACCUAAAGCCCGAGAACAUUCUGUGCGUCAACCGCGACAGUCUCUGCCCGGUCAAGAUUUGUGACUUUGAUCUCGGGAGCGGCAUCAGUUUCACUUCGAGUCUCGCGAGCCCACUGGCGACCCCGCAACUCAUGACGCCGGUGGGCAGUGCGGAAUUCAUGGCGCCCGAAGUGGUAUCCCUGUUCGCGGGCUCGGCGGCGACGCACUACGACAAGCGCUGCGACCUGUGGUCGCUGGGCGUCAUCGCGUACAUCCUGCUGUGCGGCUACCCGCCCUUCCGGGCCGACUGCGGCGCCGACUGCGGCUGGGAGCGCGGCGACAACUGCCGCGCCUGCCAGGACCUGCUCUUCACCUCUAUCCAGGAGGGCCGAUAUUCCUUCCCCGAGGAGGAGUGGGCGCACAUCUCGCGCGAGGCCAAGGAGCUGAUCGGCCAGCUGCUGGUCCGCGAGGCGUCGCACCGCCUGAGCGCCGAACGCGUGCUGCAGCACCCGUGGCUGCGGCGCGCCGACCCCGCCGCGCACUACCCGCCGCUGCUCACGCCGCACAACAUCAAACGCAAUAUGUCAGCUCGCAACCUGUCCAACUUCGCGGAGUCCGCGAUGGCCGUGAACCGAGUGAUCCAGCAGCACUUCUCGAUGAACUACUCGUACAUGGAGCGGCCGCCGGCGGCGCUCCGGGGCAGCAAGUCGUGCCACCCCAGCCCGCCCGCGCCCGACCGCAUCCUGGAGGACGAGCUGGAGCGCCUCGCGCUGUGCGAGCGCCGCUGCGGCGACUGCUGCGCGCCCUUCGGCCUCUCGCCGCCGACUGACUCGCAGCUGCUGCGGCGCCGCCACCAGGCCGACAAGCCCCUCCCCGUCCACUAGCCUCCUGCACCCCGAACACCCCCUCCCCUCCGCCACCUCGAACGAUCGGCGCUCCAAACCCGAUUACGGUCACUUUAUGCGAUCUGUCUGAUUUUUGAUACCUCAGAUAGAAUAUGGGCAUAGCUUCUACGGAGGCUUUGUUCAAAUUUUAGCUUCGGUGUGCGAAUUUACAGAUAGCUUAAAGAAAUGGCCGUUCGAACUUAUCGAUUGUAACAUUUCAAUAACUUGCGCGCUAGUGAUCACGAAUGCGAUGAAAAUUUUGGACAUAUAACGCGUGUGAUACCGGUGCCCUAGACACCCGCCGAUUUGCGAGUCAACAUUGUGCGGCCGUGCUUCCUCUAUGCCGUUCGUCUUUCGCUUCUUCGAAGUAGUUUCUUCACGCGUGACAGCGACGCCUCACAUUCCAGCGGACGCGCCGGGUGUGAACGGUUCCAGCGAAACGGUCACCAUCGGACCACCACCUGUGCCAAUGGAUAAUAAUACCUCCAGUGAUAGAUCCGAUCGCAGUUAAAAUGUGAACGGUACUUAGAACUCUUAACAGUUUUAUUUGAGCCUUUUAAAGAUAUAUUUUUAUGAAUAAAUAAAAACGACUGAAUAGUUUUUAUCGAUAUGUAGAGUAUUUGUGAGUUUAUGUUGAGGCGGCCACGCCGAGACCGAAACCGGUCGAUAAAAUCGUAUUAUAUUGAGAUAGUUGUGCUGAACAUACUUUAUUACAGUUACAGAUUAAAUGUUAUUUUGGAUUUAUAAAAUCCGAUAUUUUAAAUUGAGCUUAUAUUGUGUGAUUGCCUUUUGUUCGUGACCUAUCAUAUGCAAUAAAAUUUUGUUACUUUCGAUAGCGUUUUCGGAUACUAGUCUGUUUAUGUGAUUGUUUUUGCAUUUUUUUGCACCAACGAUGGAAAACCACAUCUCAUAAUUUAAGAAUGAAUCAAGUUAAGAUUUAUAUGAAAGUUAAGGACAGUAUGUGACAUUUUCGCUGAGAGGUUCAAGUGUAAGAUUGUAUAGUACGCAUAAUUACAAAAUAUGAAUGAAAUUCUCUUUGUAUUGUCUCAUGUGUAAAGGGCACUCGUGAACUGAUUUUGUAUGAAAUGUCAUAUAUUUUUGACCUGAACUGUGUUGGUUAAGUGUUGCAUGGGGUUCCAUGGAACUGCCAUAAAAUUGUGAUCAGUUUGAAUACUUUUAUAUUGCUGAAGAAUGAAGUGUUAUAAUAGUGUUAAGUGUAGACUUGCUAGAAUGUAACCCUGCAUACACGUUGAUUGGAAAAAGGAACACGUAGCGCCACCUGGCCUUUAAGUUGUUUUUUCACAAAUUUUAUUGUUUAUUUCCAUAUUAAUUGCAAAAUCUAACUUAUUCUUUGUUCCCGGUGGCUUUAUCCAAUCAAUACUAAACUUAACGCAGUACUUUGUUAAAAUUUUGUUUUUCGACUUAAUUAUUGAUUUGAACUGUCAUUUGAAAUACAGAUGUUUGAAUUUUC
Molecule: messenger RNA, 3268 nt
Organism: Melitaea cinxia (Glanville fritillary)
Lineage: Eukaryota; Metazoa; Arthropoda; Insecta; Lepidoptera; Nymphalidae
Gene: Lk6
Product: MAP kinase-interacting serine/threonine-protein kinase 1-like
Exons: 7
Coding region: 337-1797 (486 amino acids)
Biological process (GO): intracellular signal transduction; protein autophosphorylation; peptidyl-serine phosphorylation
Cellular component (GO): cytoplasm; nucleus
Molecular function (GO): calcium-dependent protein serine/threonine kinase activity; ATP binding; calcium/calmodulin-dependent protein kinase activity
Source: RefSeq, a predicted model, not a curated record